GUACUGGUGAGUUAUGCUACUCAUAUGUGUCUUUCUUCGAUCAGAGAUAUGCAGCAAUGAAAAUUGAAGCACUUUCUAACAGACAAUGCACUGAAAUGACGAAGAUCGAUAAGCUUCACUGCGACAAAAAGAAUGAAAAAUUGGAUAUCACAAUUUUUCGUAUUUGUAUUUUGAAUAGCGUUCAUGUAGGCGAUCCAUAUACUAUAGGUGACUUUUUUGGUGACUUGUUUAACUUCAUGACCCAUGUCAAGGAGAUGUCUGGCAACGGCACUAUUGAAAACAUUUGUUCCUCUCUAGACAUAGGCUUUUCAGUUAUGUCUCAAUGUGACUGCACCCUCAGAUACGUGUGUACAUUUGUAUACACAGUUGUAGUUAAAAUGAGAAAGGGUAUCUGUUAACUUUUGACUGCACCAAAGUGCAUCUUGUCCGAUAGACACGAACCAACUUAGCUUCAGGAUAAGCUUUGGCUAGUGAUUUACUUAGUCUUCUGUCGACUAUUGCUGCAAUGUUUUUCACCUUUAAAAUCAAAUUAAAUGAAG
This is a messenger RNA of Trichobilharzia regenti, 539 nucleotides long. The record is from the annotation of a GenBank genome assembly. Lineage: Eukaryota; Metazoa; Platyhelminthes; Trematoda; Strigeidida; Schistosomatidae.